Messenger RNA from Hevea brasiliensis (rubber tree), 1922 nucleotides. Its product is annotated as transcription factor FAMA-like. Gene Ontology annotation, cellular component: nucleus. Gene Ontology annotation, molecular function: DNA-binding transcription factor activity; protein dimerization activity. Gene Ontology annotation, biological process: guard cell differentiation; positive regulation of DNA-templated transcription; stomatal complex development. The record is from RefSeq and is a predicted model, not a curated record. The coding region runs from base 529 to 1770 and encodes 413 amino acids. The transcript has 5 exons. Lineage: Eukaryota; Viridiplantae; Streptophyta; Magnoliopsida; Malpighiales; Euphorbiaceae.
UGCAAUCUAAUUUUCAAAGUUGAAAGUUGAAAUGAUCAAAUCUGCACUCUGCAGCGCGUCAUCCCUUUAAUUAGGGUCAUGAAAAGAGGUGAUAAAAAGCAAGGGCAAGAGCGUUUGUUUGCCUGUGACACAUUAAUAAUGGGAGGUGAAAGUGAAACCAGUCACCAACCAUGAGGUCUACAUUAAUCCACAAGGCUCCUCUCUUCUCUUUCCUAAGUCAAACCACAUGGACCAUCAAAAAUAUAUAUAUGACAACCCACAGCCCUCACCUCAAAAAUUUUCACCUGUUAUUAUAUAUAAAAUAUCUAUUUCCAUGGUGGUACCCCCAUGCUACCUUCUGCUCUUCUAAUGACAUAACCCCACCUUCAUUUUCUACCAUUGUCUUAUUAUACCCUCUCUGAUCUCUCUCUCUCUCUCUCUCUCCAAUCAGGAGGACGACCCAUUGGGAAAUUUCACUAGGGUUUUGUCCUUGCAUGAAUUGAGUGUCACUUUAGGGUUUUCGAUUAAAGUUAUCCAUUUAUAAAAGCAAUGGAUAAAGAAGACAACUACUCGGUAACCUUUACUGGUCUAGAUUACUCUCUGAACCACCAUCAUCACCAUCAACAACAAGAUCACGAACUCAUUAAGUCUCGAAUUGGUGAAGGUUCUGGCGAUAGCAGCAACGGAAUGAUCGAUUAUAUGCUCAAUAAUCCUCAUCCUCAUCAGCAACAGCUAUCAUAUGAGUUUUGCAUUUCAACUUCCCUUGAUAAAUUGAGCUUCGCAGAUGUUAUGCAAUUUUCAGAUUUUGGGCCUAAGUUGGCCUUAAAUCAAACUAAGAUAUCUGAGGUAGAAACUGGUAUUGAUCCAGUUUACUUCCUGAAGUUUCCUGUAUUGAACGAUAAGAGGGAGGGACAGUCUCUAAUGGUUCCUCAACUAGGUGGAGAAAAUGAAGAGAGAUUUAAAGGAGGGAGUAGUGUGGAAAAUAAAGCAGGAUUUGUGAGAGAAGAUAGGGUUGUUAGAGAGGAAGUAGAAGCUAGGACUUCGGAUAAUACUUCGGUGCAACUCCAGUUACUUGGAGAUCAAGAUCUUCAAAACAAGAACCCUAUACCGGAGGCGAAGAACAAGCGGAAAAGGCCAAGGACUAUCAAGACAAGUGAGGAAGUGGAAAGCCAAAGAAUGGCUCAUAUUGCAGUGGAAAGAAAUCGAAGGAAGCAAAUGAAUGAGCAUCUUCGAGUUUUGAGGUCUCUCAUGCCAGGAUCUUGUGUGCAAAGGGGAGAUCAUGCUUCUAUUAUUGGUGGAGCCAUUGAGUUCGUUAGGGAAUUGGAGCAACUCCUUCAAUGCCUAGAAUCUCAAAAGAGGCGAAGACUCUAUGGCGAAGCUUCAAGACAGAUGGGAGAUUCCUCUCUUGCAAUCCAGCAACCUCAACCUCCAUUGUUUCCCCCUUUGCCUCUUCCAGAUGAUCAUAUGAAACUUGUAGACUUCGAAACUGAACUCCGCGAGGAAACUGCUGAGAACAAGUCCUGCCUGGCUGAUGUUGAGGUGAAGCUUUUAGGGUUUGAUGCUAUGAUCAAGAUCCUAUCUAGGAGAAGGCCAGGUCAGCUCAUUAACACCAUCGCGGCUCUAGAAGAAUUGGAGCUUAACAUCCUCCACAUCAACAUUACCACCAUUGAACAAACUGUUCUCUAUUCAUUCAAUGUCAAGAUUGAAAGUGAAUCCAGGUUCACAGCAGAAGAUAUAGCAAGCUCGGUACAACAGAUAUUCAAUUUUAUUCAUGCAAACAGCAGCAUGUGAUAUAAUAUAAGACCCAAAAACAAAGGCUGAUCUGUUAUAUGUAUUUCCACAUAUAGAGAGAUCCCUCUAUGGAUCCUUUCAGUACUUUUUUUCCCCUUAUAUAUGGAAUCGAUUAUUUAAAACUGACACUCACUUCAAUUGUUUAUGAAUAA